This is a messenger RNA of Naumovozyma castellii, 798 nucleotides long. RefSeq names its product succinate dehydrogenase iron-sulfur subunit. Lineage: Eukaryota; Fungi; Ascomycota; Saccharomycetes; Saccharomycetales; Saccharomycetaceae. The record is from RefSeq and is a predicted model, not a curated record. Bases 1 to 798 code for a protein of 265 amino acids. The transcript has a single exon.
AUGAACGGUUUACUCCUAAGAAGAAACGUAUUUAAUAGAUUAACAAUUGGCGUCAGGGGGCUCGCUUCCACUACCCAGGCCACACAACCUAGAAUGAAGACUUUCAAGGUUUAUAGAUGGAAUCCUGAUCAACCAACUGAAAAACCACAUUUGCAAUCUUUCCAAGUGGAUUUAAAUAGUUGUGGCCCCAUGGUCUUGGAUGCUCUUUUAAAGAUUAAGAAUGAACAAGAUUCCACUUUGACCUUUAGAAGAUCAUGUAGAGAAGGUAUUUGUGGGUCAUGUGCUAUGAAUAUUGGUGGUAGAAAUACAUUGGCUUGUCUUUGUAAGAUUGAUCAAAAUGAAUCCAAACAAUUGAAAAUCUAUCCAUUACCUCACAUGUACGUUGUUAAAGAUUUAGUCCCUGAUUUGACCAAUUUCUACCAACAGUACAAAUCCAUUCAACCUUAUCUUCAAAGAUCUUCUUAUCCUGAAGAUGGGAAGGAAGUCUUACAAUCUAUCGAAGAUCGUAAGAAAUUGAAUGGGUUAUAUGAAUGUAUCUUAUGUGCUUGUUGCUCCACUUCGUGUCCUUCAUAUUGGUGGAACCAAGAAGAAUAUUUGGGUCCUGCUGUCCUAAUGCAAGCAUACCGUUGGUUGAUAGAUUCAAGAGAUCAAGCUACUAAGGCAAGAAAGACAAUGUUGGAAAAUUCAAUGUCCCUUUAUAGAUGUCAUACCAUUAUGAAUUGUACAAAGACUUGUCCAAAGGGUUUGAAUCCAGGUUUUGCCAUUGCUAAGAUUAAGAAGAGCUUGGCUAUGAUGUGA